AUGAGUUCUUCAGAUGAAAAAAACUUUAAAAAUAUAAAUAAUGAUGAAAUGAAUUAUGUAAAUGAAAACUUACAGGAUAAAAUUGAUAAAAGGAUGCAUUAUUUAGAGAAAACCUUAGGAAAUAAAUUUGAUAAAAAAGUAAAAGAUGAAAAAUAUAUUUAUGACAAAAAUACAGAAAUAAAAGCUUAUAUGGAUCAAAUUUCAAAAAAAAAAAAAAGGGCUUUUACUUUGGGUGCUAUAGAUGGAAUUGGUGAUAUUAGUAUACUAAAAGCUCCUUUGAUAAACCCAAAAAAUCCCAAUGUUGAGCCUCCGAUUUUACAGUUACCAUCAGCAACUAAUUUGAUAAAAAAUAUUCAUUUAAAAAUUAAUUUUGAUAAAAAUAUUGAUAAAUCAUAUAAAUACAGAACUCAAAAUAGUAAUAAAGACGUUAUAAAUAAUAUGAAACCUUUAUAUUCCCUUCCAGAAAAUGUUAUGACUUAUUAUAUGAGCACGAAUGCUAAACAAGGAGAGGAUUGUAAUUCAAACAAAAACAAAGAAGUUUACUUAACUACAAAUAAUAAAAAAAAAAAAGAUGAAGAUAAAAAAAAGGAAGAAGUAGAAGAAGAAUAUGAAAAAAAAAAAGAUCAAUCAGAAAAAGAAAAAUUAAUAAAUACUUUAAUUGAUAAAAAGGAAAAUGAAUUUUAUAGAAAAGAUAAUGUAAAUAAUAAGAAGGUUACACUUCUUAGCAAUACCAUUUGUAAUAAUAAUAAUAGUAAUUUUUCAAGGAAAGACACAUCUAUGCAUUUUUCUCAGGCAAAAUUGAUACAAAAAAAUGAAGAAAACAAGCAGUUGAAAAAUAACAAUGAUUUUAAUAAAGUUUCUUCAGAGUAUACAAAUUUUUAUAAAGAUAAUUUUAAUCAUGAUAAAAAUUUCAGUAAAAAUAGUUUUUUUAAAGCAUAUGAUAAUAAGAAUAAUGAUGAACUAAAAGUUUUGGAACUAAAUCAAAUAAUGUCACCUACCUUAACAAAUGCCCUUAAAACGUUAGCUGAUGACACUUUAAUUUAA
Messenger RNA from Plasmodium relictum, 1044 nucleotides. Its product is annotated as conserved Plasmodium protein, unknown function. The record is from RefSeq and is a predicted model, not a curated record. Bases 1 to 1044 code for a protein of 347 amino acids. Lineage: Eukaryota; Apicomplexa; Aconoidasida; Haemosporida; Plasmodiidae. The transcript has a single exon.